GUGACUACUCUUUUCCCCCAGUUCUGGAUCAUUCAGUUGCAUCUAGACUGACCUCCCCGGUUGCGCGAUCAUGGAUUUUAUCAAGAACCUGGCUGGCGGAAAGCCAUCACAGGCUCCCAUCGUGGCCGAGGACUCUGACUUUGCAGACUUUGCAGCUGCACCCGAGCCGACACCCGCAUCAAUCCCCGCCUCUCCAGCCGAUGCUCAGGCCGCAGUGCCCACCGGAGCCCAGGGCACUCCUGUGGUCUACACAAAAUGGUACCGAGUGUGGGAGAGGACGCAGCUGUCCGACUUUAUGAUGGAAGGUGUCUUGAUCCCUAUCAUCCUCCUCGCUCUGCUGGUCCACUUUUGGGGUACUCGCCGCAACUCGAAAAAGGCAAAGAAAUGGAUGGCCGCACAUGCGCCUGUUUUGGAGAGAGAAUUUGCCCUGGUCGGCUUCGGCCAGGUACCCAAGAUGACCCCUUAUGCCGAGGGCGUCCAAGGGGACAGCCUCUUGAACGCGAGUGCGAAUCUGCCAGGCGACAACGUCACGGAGGACAUGCUCAAGGAAAAGGCGGCUUGGGAAUACCAGACCUAUGCUACGGGACGACAGAAUGUCGCCUUCAUGGAUGCCACGAUCUUCUUGAAGAGACGGAUGAACCCGAUGAUGAUGAUCGCGGAGGAAAUUGCCGGCAUGGUUGCGGAAUCGGUCAAGCCCAAGCCAGAACGGAUGGAGGCCGUAUUGUACACUUUCAGCGGCAAAGAGAAGGAGUUUGUCCCGCCAGCUGUACCUGGAUCUGAAGAAGCAGGCAAGGCCAAGGCCGUGGGCAAUUCAAACUACGACGCCUUCGUAUUCGCCAUUGUGAACAAAAUGGCCAUGCGCAAACUGCGCGACGAGCGCUACGACCUGUCUCUCACCUUCACCAAGGACAAUCCCAAGCUCCCCAACUGGGCGACCGUCAUGAGCGAGACUGGUGAGGUCACGGACUUGAUGCUUACCAAAGAUCUGAUUGAUGCCGUGGAAAAGGCCGGAGACCUCUUCGAGUACCUCAUCAUCACCGAUCAACCUACCGACAAGCCCACGAACCUCAACGAAACCACUCCCCGAAAGCGACUGAACCUGUGUUUGAGACUACCUUCCAAUGGCGACUAUCUUUCAACAUUGCCCAUCUUCCAAGCAUUCUUGAGACUGCCAGAUUUCUUGGUCAACUCUGCCAAACUGAGACCAGAGGUGACGCGCAAAAUCAACGCCAUCCGUGAAGAGGAGAAGAGCAAGUUGAAGAAGAUUAGCGAUAAGGAAGCGGAAGAGGAGCGACUUCGAACCGCCGACAAGCUCAAGAAGGAGGAGCGGGAUCGUAAGCUGAAGGGUAUGACUGCUGAGGAACAGCGCAAGUUCUUGGAGCGAGAGAAUGAGAAGCAGAGAAAGAAGCAGGAGAAGAGGAUGACGCGGAAAGGAUGAGGUUGUGGUUGGGAGCCAGAAGAGGAGAGGAUGGUACUUUUGGUGUCAUUUUGGCUCUUUUUCUUGUGUUGAGAUACAGUACUCCGUAUAUAUUGUAUGCAUCUUGGACCAAUACGCUGGAUCUGGUACAGUACAGAAAAGAUGUAUUAAAAGCAAAAAUCAGCAGAUGAUCCAAUU
This is a messenger RNA of Exophiala oligosperma, 1615 nucleotides long. RefSeq lists its product as uncharacterized. Gene Ontology annotation, biological process: endoplasmic reticulum calcium ion homeostasis. The coding region runs from base 71 to 1438 and encodes 455 amino acids. Lineage: Eukaryota; Fungi; Ascomycota; Eurotiomycetes; Chaetothyriales; Herpotrichiellaceae. Gene Ontology annotation, molecular function: calcium ion binding. The transcript is spliced from 2 exons. The record is from RefSeq and is a predicted model, not a curated record. Gene Ontology annotation, cellular component: endoplasmic reticulum.